Molecule: messenger RNA, 2242 nt
Organism: Tyto alba (common barn owl)
Lineage: Eukaryota; Metazoa; Chordata; Aves; Strigiformes; Tytonidae
Gene: ME3
Product: malic enzyme 3
Exons: 15
Coding region: 199-2130 (643 amino acids)
Biological process (GO): pyruvate metabolic process; malate metabolic process
Cellular component (GO): mitochondrion
Molecular function (GO): malate dehydrogenase (decarboxylating) (NADP+) activity; NAD binding; malate dehydrogenase (decarboxylating) (NAD+) activity
Source: RefSeq, a predicted model, not a curated record
AGGCGCGACCGCCGCGGGGUCGAGGCGGGAUUUGCUUCCCGGGUUUCCUUUCGCUUCGGCGGGGACCGCCGCGCCCCGAGGGGCCGGGCCGGACCGGACCGGGCGCACCUGGGCCGGGGCCGCCCUCUCGCCGCGCCCUUCCCCUCCCUUCGCGCCCCGCCGGGCGCCCGCGUCCGCUAACGCCGGCGCGGCGGGGCGAUGGUGCCGGUGUGCGGCGGGGCGGGCGGCCGCCUGCUGCGGAUGGCGGCGGCCGGCCGGAGGCCGCUUCUCCUCAGCCUCGCCCGGGGCGGCGGCUGCCAGGCGGGGAGGAGCCCGGCCCCCCGCCGCGGCGGGGGCCUGGCCGUCAAAAAGCGGGGCUACGACAUCACCAGGAACCCCCACCUCAACAAGGUCCUCCUAGUUGCUCAUCUUCAGACUUCGUAUCACUGGCUGUCACCCUGGGACUCUGCCGUGGUGAUGCUGCCCUCCUUCCUUUGGGGACUCCAGACUCUACUUGUGGGAAUGGCUUUUACACUUGAAGAGAGGCUGCAGCUGGGGAUUCAUGGCCUCCUUCCUCCUUGCUUCUUGAGCCAAGACGUGCAAGUCCUCCGUGUGAUGAAAAACUAUGAGAACAAAUCUAAUGAUCUAGACAAAUAUAUUGCUCUUAUGACAUUACAAGACAGGAAUGAGAAGCUUUUUUACCGAGUGCUGACCUCCGACAUUGAGAGAUUCAUGCCCAUCAUUUACACCCCAACGGUUGGCCUAGCUUGUCAGCAAUAUGGCUUGGCUUUCAGGAGACCACGGGGGUUGUUUAUCACCAUCCAUGACAAAGGCCAUAUUGCAACAAUGCUAAACUCUUGGCCUGAAGAAAAUAUUAAGGCUAUUGUGGUGACAGAUGGAGAGAGGAUUCUCGGUUUAGGAGACUUAGGAAGUUAUGGCAUGGGUAUCCCAGUCGGGAAGCUUGCUUUGUACACAGCUUGUGGUGGAGUUCACCCACAACAGUGUCUCCCUGUCCUGCUGGAUGUUGGCACAGACAACGAGGCUCUCCUGAAUGAUCCACUCUAUAUUGGACUGAAACACAAGAGGGUUCGUGGGAAACAGUACGACGAACUGAUUGAUGAGUUUAUGCAGGCAGUUACCGACAAGUAUGGCAUGAAUUGUCUGAUCCAGUUUGAAGAUUUUGCAAAUGCUAACGCUUUUCGUCUCCUCAAUAAAUACCGCAACAGAUACUGCACAUUCAAUGAUGAUAUUCAAGGCACUGCGUCUGUUGCAGUCGCUGGCAUCUUUGCAGCCUUAAGGAUCACAAAGAACAGGCUCUCUGACCAUAAAUUUGUUUUCCAGGGAGCUGGAGAGGCUGCAAUGGGCAUAGCUCAUCUCAUCCUCAUGGCCAUGGAAAAGGAAGGAAUUUCACGAGAGGAUGCCAUCAAAAAAAUUUGGAUGGUGGACUCCAAGGGACUGAUUGUGAAGGGCAGGAGCCAUCUGAACCAUGAGAAAGAAGUGUUUGCCCAGGACCACCCCAGUAUAAACACGCUGGAAGAGGUUGUGCAGAAAGUGAAGCCUACAGCAAUUAUAGGUGUCGCAGCCAUUGCAGGAGCUUUCACUGAGAAGAUUUUGAAGGACAUGGCAGCCUUCAAUGAGAGGCCCAUCGUGUUUGCCCUGAGCAACCCCACAAGUAAAGCGGAGUGCACAGCGGAGCAGUGCUACCGCCUCACAGAGGGCCGGGGAAUAUUUGCAAGUGGAAGUCCAUUCUCAAAGGUAACCCUGCCCAACGGACAGACCUUCUUCCCUGGCCAAGGAAACAACGCCUACGUCUUCCCAGGAGUGGCACUGGGAGUCAUUGCCUGCGGAGUCCGGCACAUCUCUGAUGAUAUCUUCCUUCUCACAGCAGAGUCUAUCGCUGCUGAGGUGACAGAGCAGAAUCUUGCGGAAGGAAGACUCUAUCCCCGUUUAGACAGCAUCAGAGAGGUGUCUCUCAAAAUCGCUGUGAAAAUUGUUGACUGGGCCUACAAGCAUGGUCUUGCUUCUUGGCACCCCGAGCCAGCAGACAAGGAAGCCUUUGUGAAACAGCUCAUUUACAGUCCCGAUUAUGAUUCCUUUGUUAUUGAUGAUUACAGGUGGCCCCCUGCAGCCAUGCAAACACAAGAUGUAUAAGUUUGUGAGAACUGUUUUCUCAUUUUUACCAUCAGUUCCCAUGGUUCAUAUCACUGCUGAUAUAAAUGCACCUCUGGGCUUGCAGAAUGAUAAAAGUAAAUGUUUCCAAGUA